Molecule: messenger RNA, 159 nt
Organism: Histoplasma mississippiense
Lineage: Eukaryota; Fungi; Ascomycota; Eurotiomycetes; Onygenales; Ajellomycetaceae
Exons: 3
Coding region: 1-159 (52 amino acids)
Source: RefSeq, a predicted model, not a curated record
AUGGCAUCCUUCUCUAUUUCAUCUGUCCACCGCUCCUGUAGCUGCUUCGCGAAUCUGUAUGGCUCUGCGCAAGUAGGAAUCGAGCAGCACCAAAGAUCAUCGAUCGAUUGGGAGCAGGAGGUCGAUGAGUUCGCGGAGCACGGCCAUUGUAUCGAUUGA